GUUAUUUCCGGCUUCCUCGUCGAUUUUUUUUUUUUUAUGUCGCUGGAGUCGCUGUCUGACUGGUGGUUAUUUUCCCAGGUGCGCUGAAGUGGUUGUCGGCACCCUGUUGAACCGGCCCCAGAUUCUCGGCGACCUGAUGAGGUUCUUCAGCCCUGGCCUUUCCUCCUUCACGCUAGUCGGUAGGCUUAGGUUGGGUGCGGGCAGGCAGUUUCCCCGCCCCUCCACAGGGGCCGUGUGAGCCGCAGCGAGUGGGCUAGCGAGGCUACCAGCACGCGUCCAGCACGCCCACAGUGGCCGAUGCGCGAGCGCCAACCCUUGUCGCCCGCCGCCCUGACCAACUAAAACUCAAAAUGUGGAAUCUCGCUCCCGCCGACGGCCAUCUCGCACACCAUCAGCGCCGAGACAACGCUGCGUCACCAAAUGGCAACAGCAGCCGCCGAGAGAACCAGCACCGCCGUCAGGACGGGAAUGAUCUCGGCAUGACUACUUCACGAAGAUCCACCUCGCCCGCCGCUGUUGCCGUGAACCGGUCGCCAGACUCCAUCCGAGGGCGAGAGCGAGCCGAGAAGCAUCAUCGUCCCUCGAGACCCCCUCCGCCGCCGCCGCCGCCGCAUCAUUCCCGAGGUCGGUCGGCCGAGUCAUCGCAACGGGACUCUCAGCAUCCCCAUCCCCAUCGCGAUCACGCCCGCAGCCCCGACCAUCGCAGUGGCCGCUCUUCGCAGCCGACUCAUCGCUCCCCGCGCAGCCGUCGGGACCGUUCACGCGAACCUUCUCGCCGGCAGCCUCGCGCCUCGCCAGACCGCCGUCGCCCCGACCACGACUCGCCUCGGUCGAGAAAGGAGGCACGAGACCGUUCCGAGCACCGCGGCCGACGCCGUGCUUCGCCGUCGCCGGUCCCAGCCAAGCGCCGACGGAGCUUCAGCCCGCCUCUCGAGAGGGAGUCGCAGCCGAAGAAGGCCCGGCAAGACACCAAUCCUGCAGGUCCCGAGAGGGGUGCGUCACCGGAACCCCUACUGUCGAAGGCCGACCGACGCUUGCCCCCCCGUCCGCCCCGUGCACGAUCCCCUACAGACCGUGACCAGCGUUCGAACCCCAGCAGACGUUCUGGCCGCUCCCGGUCUCCCAGUCCUCCCCGUCGACGCAGGUCUCGCUCGCCUCGGGACAGCCGCCCGCCUCGACACGAAGGAGAUUCCCACCCUAGGGCUAGGUCUCCCAGGGAUCUACAUCUAUCACCUCGCCCUGAUACCCGCCGUCGAUCGAGAUCACGCCGCCGCAGCCCCCGCAGGCCCGUCCCUGAAGAAGGCCGGCCACCAAUCUCAUCUGAGACCGGGGCACGCCGCAGGGCAAGUGUUGACCAAGAGCCAUUCCAGACCACACCGCGCCCCGCCCCGGCCCGUUCUCCACGUGCAAGCCGACGUCCUAAACCGUCCAAGAGGGGGAGGAGUCGCGAGGGCUCCCGGUCGUCCAAAGGUUUUGAACCUGCCUCCGGUGCCAACAGUAUCGAGGUGAACAUGGCUGCCCGGGGCGGGUAUCGUGGCGGUUUCAAUCCGCAAGCCGGCUACCCCAAGGGGCAAUACGACGCCCGCAGCUUCGGCCACUCAUCGGGCCAUGUGACCCCCGUUUCGUCGUUCCACGGCUCCCCGGCGGCGCAAUCACCGUACGGCGGUAGCGGAAGGGGCUGGAGCAACCCACCGCCAUUCUCUCCUCAAGGAGGUCAAUUCUCGCCUCAGUAUCCUCAUAGCAACUAUGGGCCUCCUCCAGGUCCCCAAGGGCAUUAUCACUCCGGCCAGGCGCACUCUCCUCCCUACCCGCCGACUGGGCCCGCUGCCCAUUACCCCUCAGGGCAGUACCGUGGAGGUCACAGAGGCGGAUCGUUCCGAGGCAGCCAGUUUCCCGCUCGCGGUGCCCUUCGAGGUGGCUUCAAGAGCGCCCAAUGGCACCCCCAGGGAGACAAUGGUCGCACUCAGCCGGGGUCUGCCGAGGGCUCGGACCCAGGACAUGUCACUUCACAUCAGUCCCCGGCUCCGAGCAGCCAUGCGGAGGCUCAAUCUGAGAAGGGCGAUGUCUCGAUGGCGGACAGUGACAACCCCUUCAGGCCGUCCAAGGAUCUUCAGGUCGAGGACACCAGCAAGGUCGAGAAGCCGAAAGAGGAAACAAUGCCACCUCCCAGCCGGCCACCUCCGACUGGGCCGCAAUCCACAACAUCCAACAAGUUCAGUUUUAGUAUGAAGAACGCGGUGAAGCCAGCUGUGGCCGCGCCGAGGCCCGAGAUAUCGCUCAAGUUCAAUGCCGCCCCGGUAUCACGCGAGUCCCCGACCAAGCCGGCAGCGCAAAAGCCACCGCCUCCCAGACCGGAGCGAGACCGAGGCGGAUUCCCGAGGAAUGCUCCUACAGAACCAGCGUCGGAACGUCCCCGCCCUGUUGCCCCUACCGGUCCCAGCGAUCGCAAGGUACCCGAACCGGCCAGGCAACCGGACACAACGCCAAGAACGCGGAAGGUGAAGAAGAUAGUGAGGCGCCUUAAGGAGAAGCCGACGCUCCCACCCGACUUGGCAGCAUCCAAGUCCGUCUUCUUCAGGAAGCCGGGUAACGAAUCCGUCGUGGGCUCGGGCACGUACGGCAAGGUAUUUAAGGGGUUGAACGUGUACACCAAGAAGCUGGUGGCCCUGAAGAAGAUACGAAUGGAAGGCGAGAGGGACGGCUUCCCGGUGACAGCCGUGCGGGAGAUCAAGUUGCUCCGCUCGCUCAGCCAUAAGAACAUCGUGCAGCUCCAGGAGGUCAUGGUCGAGGCGAACGACUGCUUCAUGGUGUUCGAGUACUUGUCGCACGACUUGACCGGCCUUCUCAACCACCCCACAUACGUCCUGCAGCCGGCACAUAAAAAGAACCUUGCUCAACAGCUCUUCGAAGGCUUAGACUAUCUUCACACGAGAGGGGUGCUGCACCGGGACAUCAAGGCUGCCAACAUCCUGGUCAGCAACGAGGGCGUUCUCAAGCUCGCCGACUUCGGCUUGGCUCGCUUUUACGCAAAGCACCACCAGCUUGACUACACCAACCGUGUCAUCACAAUAUGGUACCGGUCACCAGAGCUUUUGCUGGGCGAAACGCAGUACGGACCGGCGGUGGAUAUUUGGAGCGCCGCCUGUGUCUUGGUGGAGAUCUUCACCAAGCGAGCCAUCUUCCCCGGGGACGGGAGCGAGAUCAACCAGCUGGAGAAGAUACACGCGGUGCUCGGGACCCCUAGCAGAAAGGACUGGCCGAACCUGGUGGAGAUGCCCUGGUUCCCGCUCCUCCGGCCCGCUUACCGCAGGCCAAACAUCUUUGAGGAGAAAUACAAGGAUCAGCUAACCCCGGCCGCAUUCGACCUGCUCACGUCCAUGUUUCGGUACGACCCGGACACGCGGCCCACGGCCGCCGAGAUCCUGAAACACCCGUACUUCACGGAGGAGGAGCCCGCUCCGCGACAGGCGGUUGAACUCAAAGACAUCGGCGGCGAGUGGCAUGAGCUCGAAUCAAAAGCUCUCAGACGCGAGAAGGAAAAGAAGGAGAAGGAGCGCGCGCGGGCCGCACAGCAGCAGUCGGGGUCGAAAGAAGAAGGACCACCUGGAAGCAGUAGUGCUCGCGACCGCGACAGGGAGCGCAAGCGCCCCAAUGAAGGCGUCGAUGCGCAGGCGCGGGAGGCGAAGAGGCCACAUCUUGACGCUAAUGGGAACGUGCCGAAGCCUGGGUAGGCCGAUGAUGAUAACACCGGUCUGGGGGGGGGGGACGUAAUGUUUCGGCGGGCGUGCGUCUGUGGAUCAUCAGCACAAGAACA
Molecule: messenger RNA, 3814 nt
Organism: Thermothelomyces thermophilus ATCC 42464
Lineage: Eukaryota; Fungi; Ascomycota; Sordariomycetes; Sordariales; Chaetomiaceae
Exons: 3
Coding region: 1512-3731 (739 amino acids)
Biological process (GO): positive regulation of transcription elongation by RNA polymerase II; transcription elongation by RNA polymerase II; protein phosphorylation
Cellular component (GO): cyclin/CDK positive transcription elongation factor complex; nucleus
Molecular function (GO): RNA polymerase II CTD heptapeptide repeat kinase activity; cyclin-dependent protein serine/threonine kinase activity; ATP binding
Source: RefSeq, a predicted model, not a curated record